Molecule: messenger RNA, 3044 nt
Organism: Mizuhopecten yessoensis (Yesso scallop)
Lineage: Eukaryota; Metazoa; Mollusca; Bivalvia; Pectinida; Pectinidae
Product: patched domain-containing protein 3-like
Exons: 4
Coding region: 42-2633 (863 amino acids)
Cellular component (GO): membrane
Source: RefSeq, a predicted model, not a curated record
GAGAUCACAGUACACAUGUUCAAGCAUUUGUAACGAUUAAAAUGAAUUUCUCAAGAAAAGUCGAGGACAAAAUUUCGAGCGUUUUCGCUAGUUACGGAAGAGCCUUGGCUAUAUACCCAUGUACUGCAAUUAUAACAUGCGUCCUGCUUAACGGACUUCUCGGUGUUAACAUCCAGUGGAUGACAUCAGAUUCUGAUAUAGUGAGAGUUUAUACACCAAGCAACAGCCAGGCAGACCAGGAUAGAGACCAACUUGUGUCCGUUUUUCCGGAUUCCUCGGGAAUAAACUUCUAUAGACAAAGCAUGGAUAAUCUUGGCUUAUUUGGAGAAUUAAUCAUUAUACCUCGUGAUGGGAUGAAUGUUCUGGAUAGAAAAUAUCAAAGGGAUAUCGAAAAUAUCGUUGAAACGGUACGGGCUACGUUCGUUACAGAUAUUGACGAUACGACAUUUAAAUAUGACGAUCUUUGUGCAAGGCGAAAUGACAGAUGCGUCAUUGAUGGUGAUUUUCUAUUGGGGUCUGUAUUUUGGGGAAAACUGGAAAACGGGGGCAUCACGAGAAGGAUAUUUGAACAAGAGGGCUAUUCCCUUGUGAUAGGACCCCCAACAUUUGUGAAUGAAAGUCUGCAAUCUGCAACUGCAUUGAAAAUCCGGUUCAAUUUGCGACAAGAUUCUAGGACAUUUAAUGAACUAUCAGCAAAAUGGGAAAAACAGUUUUUAGAAACCUCUAGAGGUAUUCAAUUGAAUGAUUCGGAAAUUGCUUACCAGAUAUCAGAUUCUUUAAACAUUGAACUUGAUGCCAACACAGGGAGCGAUAUCGUCUAUUUUUCUUUAACUUUCACGCUGAUGAUCACCUAUGCGUCUUUUGUCGCGUCAGGAGGAAACUGUGUAUCUCAACGGGGUCAUUUAGGCCGUGCAGGGGUUAUCUCAGCAGGAUUAGCAAUACUUGGAGCAUUCGGUCUCAUGUCCGUACUUCACGUCGACUUUGUCAACAUUGUUGGAGUCAUGCCUUUUCUUAUUAUUGGAAUUGGUGUAGAUGACAUGUUCAUCAUGAUGUCCGGACUCGCUGACGCUGACCAAUCCGCGGAAAUAGAAGACAAAAUUGCCUUUGUCAUGAAAACCAGUGGAAUCGCAAUAACAAUCACGUCUCUGACUAAUUUCAUCGCCUUCGUCGUCGGAAUCACAUCGGUAUUUAAAAGUGUCCGAAACUUUUGUUUAUUUACAGCAAGCGCUGUAGGAUUUUGCUAUUUCAACCAAAUUACAUUCUUUCUGGGGUGCAUGGUUCUACAUGAAAGAAGAGUAGCGGCAAACAGACAUUGUGUUACAUGUGUACCUGUAAAAUUCCCGGAUGAGAAGAAUUCUACCUCUGAAUCUAUUGCUAAACGAAUGUGUUGUACAGGGUCGCCGGCUGUGUCCAGAAAUGAGCAAGAAAGUAUGUUUGAGAAAGUUCCGCGUCUGGUUAUACCAAGGGUGUUAGUUAGUUUACCGGCAAAGUUGAUAACAGUUAUGUUGUACUUAACAUAUCUUGCCUUUUCUAUAAUAGGAGUAACACGUUUACACCAAGGUUUGAUUUUGCAGAAUUUGGUGUCGGAAAAUUCGUAUUUUCAUCGGUUUAGUAAUUGGGACUUUGAGUAUUUCCCUUUAAAAUACCCAUUAUCCUUUGCUGUACCAACACCCCUCAACUAUUCUUCAGUUAAAAUUUCCGACGACAUACAAUCACUAUUAACAACUGGUAGAAAACAAAUCGAAGUGGAGGACAGUUUUGAAUUGAACUGGCUCAAAUCUUACCAACAAUCUUCUUAUUUCACAAAUAAGUCAGAAUCUGCAUUUGUAAACGGACUCAAGCAUUUUCUGAACAACACAAAUGUUUUUAAAAAUGAUGUCGUUUUCAAUGACGAAAAGGAUUUGAUUAAAGCGUCGCGAUUUCAUGUCAUGUCAACAAGUAUCAAAGACACUUCCAGGCAAGGAAAACUGAUGUUGCGCAUGCGCGAAAUAGCAGACGAUUCAAGCAUUCCUUGUUUCGCAUUUUCGCCAGCAUUCAUAUUCUUUGAACAGUAUGUCUCUGUACUACCGAGUACUCUCCAGACAGUCGGCAUUGCUGUAGUCGCCGUUUUUGUUGUUGCCUGUGUAUUGAUGCCAAACCCUUUUCUCAUACUUUGCAUAACGAUCUCUCUCGCCUCAAUCAUCACAGGGGUGCUGGGGUUUAUGCAUUUCUGGGGGUUGUCUCUUAGUUCCAUAACUAUGAUCCAUGUAAUCAUGAGUGUUGGCUUUUCGGUCGAUUUCAGUGCGCAUAUCUGCCACGCCUUUCUAACGUCAGAGGGUCCCGAUAAGAAUGCUAGGGUGAGUAAAGCAUUAGAAAUUACUGCAGGGCCUGUUUUCAAUAGUUCAGUAUCCUCUGUCAUCGGAAUAGUGAUGCUCACAUUAUCAGACUCCUACGUGUUCAUAUCCUUUUUCAGAGUGAUGCUGCUUGUCAUUUUGUUUGGCCUCUUCCAUGGAAUGUUUGUUUUACCAGUUGUUCUGUCCCUGAUUGGACCACACAAACAAAUACUUGACAAUGUCAGUCUUUUUAAAAGGAAAAGCAAAAAGAUAGAAGAAGCAAUAGGAAACUACAACCAUGCAUAUCAACCCGACAGUUAAACAAUGAAAACACAGUUGUAGAUAGGAUAGUUUAUAGUAAUCGCUAUAACAGGGCUUCAUUGUAAUUAGUAAUAAGUAUAAAGUAAUUCAUAGUAAUUUAUAGAUAAUGCUAUAAAGUAAUUACUAAUCAUUAAGGCUAAGUUUGUUUUGAAUACAAACAGGAAUUGAAAACCAAUUUUGCGAGCUUUCGAAAACGUCUGAUUCCUUUGUCAAGCAAAGAGUGCAAAUGACCGGUGUCUCGACUCUGAACCUCAGAAACCUAAUUGUUACUUAUCUAGAGUAGCUUAUAGAUAGCGCUUUAUAGUAAUUAGUAGUAAGUAAGUAAUAACUGUUUGUGAUUGCGAUAAUGACAAUAUAUAUAGUACAGCAAUGAUAACUUAUUCUUUGUGUAUUUGUAUUGUCGGUAUAUAU